Messenger RNA from Nothobranchius furzeri (turquoise killifish), 1640 nucleotides. It is a transcript of the gene spring1, whose product is annotated as SREBF pathway regulator in golgi 1. Gene Ontology annotation, biological process: positive regulation of SREBP signaling pathway. NCBI's taxonomy places the organism in Eukaryota, Metazoa, Chordata, Actinopteri, Cyprinodontiformes, Nothobranchiidae. The record is from RefSeq and is a predicted model, not a curated record.
UUCAACGGCAUGCCAUACACGUCGGUCUUCCAUAAAGAUCACGUCCGUGUUUUGUUAUUGAUCCUUCAUGUCAAAUUUCGCUAGGAAACGAAAACUUACGUCGUUAUUACUUGUUAAAUGUUGUGGCUGACAUUAUAGAGUCGCUUUUCUACAUGAGAGACUAAGCAUAAUCUUUAGGCCAUGUUGAAAUCUGUUUUUAGCUCCGUUUUAGCAUCAGCGAGAGGCGAAGGCUAGCAGCAUCUAGCUAGCAGCAGGCUAACAAAACAGGCUUUUACGAUGAGACGCUGCUAACUUCUGUCACCUUUGCUGUUUUAAGUCACAAUAUAAAUUACAUUAAAUGUAAGUGUCCUCGAACACAUAGCGUUCAUUUUAAAUAACUGCAAGUCGUAAGCUUAACAUGGGUUAGCUAUAAUGUGUCCGUAGCCCGCAGUUGUUUUUAGAGCUAAUUGUUUUGGACCGACAGGACGAGCUGAUUCCAGUUCAGCAGGCACUAUAUUUACUGUUUUUUGUGAUUUUAAAAUCAAUUUUUAUGCGUUGAUUGAGACUGAAGACAGUUGAGGAGUUUAAACUUUUGAGCAGCGUGAAGGUUACUUGGAUUUUCACCCAAAAGGUCAUGAUAUGAUGGUGCUGCGGAGGUUACUGAGGAAGCGCUGGGUGCUGGGGGUCGUCUUCGGACUCUCCCUUAUUUACUUCCUCACCAGCACACUCAAACAGGAAGAGAGGGCCAUACGGGACCGCACGCUCCUAGAGGUUAAAGAUUCAGACCAGCGCAUCCCUUGGAAGGUCCGUUUUAAUCUGGGCAACAGCAGCCGACAGAUUACUCAGUGCAGAAAUUCCAUUCAGGGCAAGACGCUGAUCACAGACGAGCUUGGUUAUGUCUGUGAGAGAAAAGACCUGCUGGUUAACAGCUGCUGUAAUGUCAACGCUCCCAGUGCGAGACAGUACAUUUGUAAAAGCUGCCUGGCCAACGGAUGCUGUAGCAUCUACGAGUAUUGCGUGUCUUGCUGCCUUCAGCCCGAUAAGCAACCCCUUCUCGAGCGCUUCCUGAACCGUGCAGCGAAAGGUUUUCAGAAUCUUUUCACAGCUGUAGAGGAUCACUUUGAGUUGUGCCUGGCCAAGUGUAGGACCUCUUCACAAAGCGUUCAACAUGAAAACACCUACCGCAACCCCCAGGCCAAGUUCUGCUACGGAGAGAGUCCUCCUGAGCUCCUUCCUGUAUGAGCUUCUCUAAUCUUUUUGGGAUGAAGAAGAAUCAGAACCACGGGUCGAUACAUACCUUCAAAAACGACAUGUUCGGACAUCUAAUGGUGCUUGGAAAAAGAGAAACGACAAACAAAAAGCUGUUUCUGCAAUAUUUUGGCUGAUGAAGACGUCUAAGACCUCCGACUUCAACAAAAAGCAAACCCUGUUUUUGAAUUUAUUAUUUACACUUCAUAAGUGCACAGAACACUUCAUACACUCAUCCAUGAUGAUCGUCAGGUCUACGGCACAGGCAGCUCAUCCAUCAGGAUUUGCAUCAGUUACCUUCAUGUCAUAAAGCAGGUUUGGUUUGGAGACAGGAACAGCCAUGAAUGUUUAAUUCCUUCUGUGUAUACUGCAUGCAUGUGCAGCGUAUUUAAUAAAUGUGACUGUCAAAUAGA